AUGUCGGCUCCUGUCUCCGAGAGAGAUCUCUUCGAGAGAGAACCGUGCCCAGGCCGCAUCAUUGAUGAUGCAGGCAGCGCUUUCGCCAUGGGUGCUGUCGGUGGUUCUGCCUAUUACUUUCUCAAGGGCCUUCAUAACUCGCCCAAUGGUGCGCGAAUUGCUGGCGGCAUGCAGGCCGCUCGCAUGAACGCCCCUCGACUCGGCGGGAGCUUUGCUGUGUGGGGCACCCUCUUUUCCACCUUCCACUGCACCUCAGCCUACGUGCGCCGGAAGGAGGACCCCUGGAACUCCAUCAUAGGUGGCGCCGCCACUGGAGGGUUUCUCUCCAUGCGGCAGGGCGUCAAAGCUUCUUGCCGCUCGGCACUUGUGGGCGGCUUUUUCCUCGCCCUCAUAGAGGGCGCCGGCCUCAUGGCCAACUGUUUCGCACCGCAGAUGCUCCCGUCGCCCCCUGCCGAUGAUCCCAACAUGGCCGCCGCCAUCUCGAUGGGAGGAGGAGGUGGCUUCCCAGGCCUGCCUCAGCCUGUCGUGUCCCCUGCAGAGGUCGUGAGCUCAAGCAGUGGGGGUAGCUGGUUUGACGGCCUCUUCGGCAAGAAGGAGGAGAAGAAGCCCAGCGGCAGUGCUGGCAUGUCGGAGAUAUUAGAGAGCUUCGAGGCGCCCAGCCCUCCGAUACCAUCGUUUGAGUACAAGUGA
Triticum turgidum subsp. durum (durum wheat) is the source of this 690-nucleotide messenger RNA. NCBI's taxonomy places the organism in Eukaryota, Viridiplantae, Streptophyta, Magnoliopsida, Poales, Poaceae. The record is from the annotation of a GenBank genome assembly.